Mizuhopecten yessoensis (Yesso scallop) is the source of this 1158-nucleotide messenger RNA. Its product is annotated as NADH-quinone oxidoreductase subunit B 2-like. Gene Ontology annotation, biological process: electron transport coupled proton transport; mitochondrial respiratory chain complex I assembly; aerobic respiration. Gene Ontology annotation, molecular function: 4 iron, 4 sulfur cluster binding; NADH dehydrogenase (ubiquinone) activity; quinone binding. NCBI's taxonomy places the organism in Eukaryota, Metazoa, Mollusca, Bivalvia, Pectinida, Pectinidae. The transcript is spliced from 6 exons. The coding region runs from base 13 to 795 and encodes 260 amino acids. The record is from RefSeq and is a predicted model, not a curated record.
UGUUGCUUCGUGAUGCGCAUGCUUAAAAGCAAAAUAGCCUCGUUUUCAGUUUGUGUGAAAAUGGCGACCAAAACUUUGCUAUGGUUGCCUGGGAGGUUCCAGACGCUUGGAACCCUUCUGAACCGCACUUGGGCACCAGCAGGUUGUCAGUGCCGUGAACUUAUGACUGACAGGAAAGCAAAAGACGUAACGCAGACAAGUCUGGUUCCCUACAGAGAACAGAGUACUAAAAUAGCUACAGCGGGAGAGAGAAAUGAAGUAGACCAGAGCACUGGAGGAGGCGUUGUGAAGCGUAAAAAGUACUCGCCCUUCUUAAAUACGACUGGCAAGGCAGAGUUUGCUUUGGCACGUAUGGAUGACCUGGUGAACUGGGGAAGGAAGGGUUCCAUUUGGCCCAUGACAUUUGGUCUAGCCUGCUGUGCAGUGGAGAUGAUGCAUUUUGCCGCACCCCGAUACGACAUGGACAGAUUUGGUGUGGUGUUUCGGGCCAGUCCUCGUCAGUCUGACUGCAUCAUUGUCGCAGGCACACUCACAAACAAGAUGGCACCAGCAUUGAGAAAGAUUUAUGACCAGAUGCCCGAACCUCGCUUUGUCAUCUCGAUGGGAAGUUGUGCUAAUGGUGGUGGAUACUACCAUUACUCUUACUCAGUUGUCCGAGGCUGUGAUCGUAUUAUACCUGUAGAUAUUUAUGUACCUGGAUGUCCGCCGACAGCAGAAGCUUUGUUAUACGGAGUGCUUCAACUACAGAAGAAAAUCAAGAGAAUGAAAAUAUUUCAGAUGUGGUACAGGAAAUAGACCACUCCUUUCUCAGCUUUUAUUAAACUUUGGGAAACUUUGUCGAACAUGUAGACCUCUUUUUGUGUGUGUCGGGAAUUUUUUGACAUUCAAAAUUAAUGAAGGAACAUCAUUUAUGGAGCCUGUGUGUUUUGUUUUACAUGGCAUUAUUUAGGAGCCUAAAUUAUAGUAGUAAUACCACACUGAUUGGCUUUUGUUGGAUACCACUUGUACAGCGUAAUAGAUUGAAUAAACUGAAAAGUUGGGUGGGACGUUUAUAUAAAAUGCGAGAUGUGUGUACGAGACAACAGACUGUGUUAUGUAAAUAAUGCUGGUGUGUUUAAUUUACAUGUAUGUCUUUGUCAUUAAAAUUGGAAAUGGAAA